UGGAUCCAUCAUCCUCUACUCACUGCAACUGUCACCCUGCCACUGCCAGCCACAGAUACAUGUUACUAAACCCAGAACCCUGCAUUCACUAUAUCUGGUCUCCCUGGACCCCACAUUCACUAUAUCUGGUCUCCCUGGACCCCGCAUUCACUAUAUCCGGUCUGCCCGGACCCUGCAUUCACUAUAUCUGGUCUCCCCGGACCCUGCAUUCACUAUAUCUGCUCUCCCCGGACCCUGCAUUCACUAUAUCUGGUCUCCCAGGACCCUGCAUUCACUAUAUCUGGUCUCCCAGGACCCUGCAUUCACUAUAUCUGGUCUCCCCGGACCCUGCAUUCACUAUAUCUGGUCUCCCCGGACCCUGCAUUCACUGUAUCUGGUCUCCCCGGACCCUGCAUUCACUAUAUCUGGUCUCCCCGGACCCUGCAUUCACUAUAUCUGGUCUCCCCGGACCCUGCAUUCACUAUAUCUGGUCUCCCCGGACCCUGCAUUCACUAUAUCUGGUCUCCCAGGACCCCGCAUUCAUUAUAUCUGGUCUCCCCAGACCCUGCAUUCACUAUAUCAGGUCUCCC
Molecule: messenger RNA, 569 nt
Organism: Staurois parvus
Lineage: Eukaryota; Metazoa; Chordata; Amphibia; Anura; Ranidae
Source: the annotation of a GenBank genome assembly